Messenger RNA from Aplosporella prunicola CBS 121167, 823 nucleotides. RefSeq lists its product as uncharacterized. The coding region runs from base 190 to 711 and encodes 173 amino acids. The transcript has a single exon. Lineage: Eukaryota; Fungi; Ascomycota; Dothideomycetes; Botryosphaeriales; Aplosporellaceae. The record is from RefSeq and is a predicted model, not a curated record.
GAGGAAAAGAGAAAAAAGCUUUGUGUGUGUGUAGUCACUGUCUCGACUGAGGCAUCUGGAGAACCAAGACACGCGGAUCGUUAAGUACUUGACGACACUGUGCAAUGCGGCACAGCAAUAGUGCAAAGCAGAUCAACUCCAUCGCGAGACCCUCGGACCGCAGACCGGUGGCUAGGGUCGUCUACUCCCAUGAAACGCCGUCUAGUUUCUAUAAUCGCCAUCGCGGCUCAGUCACACCCGUUCCGGACCCACGCCUCAUCCAUGAAACGGGACGACCUGCCCAUCCUACAUAGGCGCCAACGAAGGAGCGUCGAGCCGAUCAGGCCAGGUCCUCUGAGUGGCCGGGUGGGCCGUCAAAACGGUCCAGAGGGCCCGGCUGGAUAUGCCGUAACAGAAGGCGUACCUGCAGAUCUGCUGUUUUUAGUGAGGCGCGGACGGGCGCCUAUGUGUGUGCGCACGCCGCCGGGGGCUCCGCGAACUCAUGUUCGGCGGCUAGUCGAGUCCUGGCCAGCGGCUACCGCACGGGGUCUGCAAAUCAUAUCAGCGCGGGAGGCCCCAGUGCGGUCCGCGGUGGAGACGACGAGGGGCAACGGUGAGGGGUGGGUUGUGAAGGAAGAACCUAGAGACGAGGCAACUGCCGACGCCGCCGUCGUGGUAGGGCUGAGGCUCGCGCGCGGAGAGGCGGACCGCGCCGCACUCGGCGGCCACUGACGAGCCGCGUCGAAGCGCGAGAGCGGUGUUUUCUUCUGUCAGACCCCGGUGAAGGUGGAGAGUUCAGCUGGAGUCGUCUCUAUUCCCCUCCACUCUUCAUCUCCCGUCAUGC